AUGGAGGAAUUUUUUCAACACAAACAAAUUCUGUUAGAGAAUGAUCAAAAGGACUUUAAUUUUUUAUCCCCAACUGAUAUUGAAUUGCAAGCAUCCCAAAAAUUCAAUUGAUUAAAAAAUGAUUUUUUAGCAAAUUUCACUAUAGAAGAAAUGCUUGAUUAUUGAGAUGUCAAAGAUUCAGUUAUUCACACAAAGCUCUUUGAAGUAUUGAAAAAAAUGCCAAAAGGAGCUUUAUUGCACAUUCAUAGCAGUACAAUGAUGCACUCCCAAGAGUUUAUAGAUUUUUUGAAAUCUGACUCACAAAUUUAUGUGCAAUUAAUAGAUGAGAAAAUAAUUUUAUUACCAAAUUUUAUUGAAAAUUCAGUCCCAUUAUCCGAAUUUUUAAAAAUUGAUGGGAAUGAAAAAGCUUUAUUAGACUCACUAGAAAUGACACGAGGAACUUCAAUGGGCUUGCCUAGCGAGCGUUGGAUUAAAUUUGGUCAACUUUUUUCUACUUCAGCAAAAUUAUUUAGCGAAAAAAGAUUCCGAGAAAAUUAUUUUAACUUGGCAUAUUCUCAAUUAUAUGAAGACAACAUCCAAAGGGUAGAAAUAAGGACUAACUUCGGGAGAACUGGCUAUAUUGAUAACGGAAGAAUUCUGACUAUUGAUGAAGCUGCAGAAUCAUUUAAAACUGCCACUGAUAGAUUUCGGUCUAUUCAUAAUGAUUUUUCUAGCGGGUUUAUUAUAGCUUGCCAUAAACUUUUGUCUCGUCAAAAAGUUAUAGAAGCUGCUGAAGAUGCCUUGAGGCUUCAUUUAUUAUACCCAGAUUUUAUUUUAGGAUUUGACAUAGUAGGUGAAGAAGAACAAUAUAAUGAAACAGAAGAAAUUUAUGAAUGUGUUUACCAGGUAAAAAGCAAAGCCAAAGAAAAUGGGCAAGAUUUUCCUAUGUUUUUUCAUGCUGGAGAAGUAGUAAGCAAGCAUGCUCCGACUAUUUAUGAUGCUUUUGUACUGGAAAGCAAGAGGAUUGGCCAUGGAAUUUCUUUGAUCAAGCACCCAGUCCUUAUGCAGAUUGCAAAAACUAAAAAAAUUACUAUAGAGUGCUGCCCUAUUAGUAAUAUGCUGCUUGGGUAUGUGAGAGAUUUAAGGGUUCACGCAGGCCUUGCCUAUUUAAAUCAAGGUCUUUCAGUCGCUAUUGGCUCAGAUGCACCUGGAUUAUUUGGGUAUAGAGGAGUUACACAUGAUUGGUUGUGGAUUUGCAUAUUAUGGGGAAUUGAUUUAAUGCAGGUUAAAAGAUUGGUAAAAAAUAGCAUUGAUGGGUGUACAGAACCUGAUGAAACUAGAAGAAUUUGGGAGCCGAAAUGGGCUGAAUUCGUUAAUUAUUUAGCUAAUUUAGAGAUUUAA
Molecule: messenger RNA, 1380 nt
Organism: Blepharisma stoltei
Lineage: Eukaryota; Ciliophora; Heterotrichea; Heterotrichida; Blepharismidae
Source: the annotation of a GenBank genome assembly